Molecule: messenger RNA, 8280 nt
Organism: Ectocarpus siliculosus
Lineage: Eukaryota; Phaeophyceae; Ectocarpales; Ectocarpaceae
Source: the annotation of a GenBank genome assembly
AUGUUCAUCACCCGUUUGAGGAGAAAGACGCAAAUUCGAAGGCGGAAGGGAGAGCGCGAGACACUUAUAGAGGAUGCAGUGCGAUUUCAGGAGCUCGUGGUAUCCAAAAUCCAGGAGAGGGGGGUACCGGUGCCCAGCAAACUUCUGCGGGAGCUGCAGCGGGGGUCGGAGCAGCGAGACGGCGGGAAGCGACUAUACAAGUUAGAUCUGCGACGGACCCACUUGACAGAUGCACAUGUGGAGGCUCUAGCACAGGCACUGCAGGAGCUUCCAGUUGUGCGCAAGCUCGACCUUCGGGGUAACGAAGCCGUUACCAUACAGGCGCUCAACGCCCUCAACUCGCUCCUCAAAGGCCAGGUGGAGUUGUUCCGACUGGUGCAAGCCGAUGCCAGCUUGGCCGACUCCAGCCUGAGCUUCUUGUACUCCGUGAAGCUGGACGCAACGGUGCUGUCGCUUGACCGGAGAGCGACAGAGGAGCUGGAGGCUCAGACAGCCGCGCUGGAGGUCGCCGACUCAGUGCUCGACGUCAGGCACGCUUUCUUCCAGGCCGAUGUAAGAGGGUCGGGAACCCUGACGGAGCACGAGCUGAGCGGCGCCAUGCGGAUCGUCAUGGGCGUGACGCCGAAGGCCGCAGAGACUUCGCGCGUGCUGCGGUUCUUCGGCGCUCCGGGAGCCCAGGGGAACGACCCGAACGUUAUUAAUUUGGGAGGGUUCGAGGCGGCCAUGGUGGGGAGGCUGCGAGAGUCACACACGCUGCCGGUGCUGCCUCAGAGGCGAGACGACCUGCUUUUCGGAUCGGCGGGCGACAAAGAGGGCCAGGAGAGCCUGGAGUGUUUUUCUCCUUGGAGCACUCGCUCCUUCGGGGCCACGACCGGUGGCAUUCGCGGCGACAAGGUCGGUGGGGGCGGCGUCGGGAACAAGCGAAGCCCUUUGUCGGCCUCUCAGAAACUUUCGCCGGGGGCGGGGAUGGGGACGCAUGUGCUCUCCCUGCCGCCGUGGCGCGGAGGAGAGGGUGGAUCCGAGCUGAGCAAUACGCAGAACGACGACGAAGGACAGAGCCAAAGAGCGCAGAGGGGCGAUGCCGACCUGGAGAACAUUUUCGACGACGAUAAUUGCGACGAGGUUGACAAGAACGACGGGGCUGAAGACGCAGCAGCACCGAGGCGCGUAAGAGAGACGAGCCGGACCUCCACUAGAAACAGUGGCAACGGCAGGGAGAGGAGCAACCGAGGGGCCCGAAGCAGCACCAGCAGCCUUGCAACCGACGCGCGAGAGGAGAAAGAAGAAAGGCACCAAGAACCGGCGCGACAGAGACGGCAGAAGGAGGGAGUCGCUCUCGUCGCCCACGAGAACAGUGAAUUGAUGAGCAGCGCGGCUCGUCUGGCGGGGAGUCGCUUCUUGAACAGCGAUGGCGGUGGCGACACCGAAGAUGACGUCCUCUCUGACUGCAGCAGCGACGAUGACUUGUCUUGUACCUCCGCGCGCGCGCAGAGUACCGGGAAAGGGACGGUGAACCAGAACGGCGGACGACUUCGAACCGAGCAUCCAAAUUUCUCAAGAGAAGAAACCGGCGGCGGGGGCGGCGGCGGCGACCCCAAGUCCAACACUGAAAAAACAUCGAAUUGGAGACGCCACAGCUCUAACCCGGCCGCGCAAGGAGGUCCAAGAUUUGACGACCGUAGCGCCAGCGGCAGCAGCAGCGGCGGCGGUGGCAGAAGCGUGUGUUUCUCGGAGGAUCGAGCGAGUGGAGACCGGCGGGUUAGCGAUGCGUCGCGGUCUUCUCAUUCAGGAGAUGAUAGCGCGCUGGAGCCAGCGGGGUCUGGUGCCUCGACCCACACGAAUCCCGGCCGACGGCAUUCUAUUCUUAAGGGAAACCAAGGCCGCGAUGACGGAGUUCGUCGGAACUUCGGGGAUGAGACCCCCCCAUCCACUCCCCAAACGGCGUCCGUCCCAGGAAGAGGGGAUGCCGUCGUUACGGAACCAGCAACAGCGUCGCGCUCGAACGCCGUUAGGGCGCAUCAAACGGGGGGAGUGAGGACAAACCUCAUAUCGGAAGAAGGCAACGUCACCGUCAUCGGCAUGACUGAACCACACAAGGAGGCGGCCACGUCGAGCGCGGCGUCGUCUAGGGCUGAGCCCCCGGGAGAAGAACCGGCUACACGUUCACGGCUAGCACAAGCGUCGCCAUUGACCACAACUAACGGAGGAGGAAGCGGCAUGCCGGCCGGUCGAGUUCUUCUCAAGGCCUCUGAUCGAGACCCCCAUCCCAGAGGCGUCGUCAUCGUCGACGGUGGGGCGGGUGGUGUCCUCGAGAACGAUCGAGUGGGCAGGCCUGCGGGAUUGUCUCUGGAGGCCAUCGUCGAAGCGCCCGGCUCAGGAGGCGGCGGCGAUGGCGGUGAUGCACCUGCGGUCGCUGCUGCCGGGGCCUCCACUCUUGCUCUAGACUACAGCGGUAGUGGCGGUGGAAAUAGCGGCCCCAUACGCAUGCCGUACUGUCUUUCUCCCACGAACGUGGUGCGUCAAGCUCGCGGCGGUUCCGGUGCGGCUGCAACGGCUGGCUCCAGCUGCAGGGAGAGAGAAAGCCUUGCCGCUCGAAUUCAGCGUUUGGGGGACAUCAACGCCGCUGCAACAGCCAACGCGGUCAACCCAGCGGCGCAAAACUGUUCCGUUUCAGAGAGUGGAUUCGCUGCACUCAGCGGCCACAGUGAAGGAGGAGGGGGUGCCGCAGGGGGAAGUCCACAAUUUUUUGCCAAUGCCGAGCACCCCCGACUGCCAUCGUCGGGGGGAAUGCCGACGCCACCCUCUUCCUCUCACGGAGGAAUGUCACCCGAACGUUCACGUUCUUGCGGGUUGCUCAUCCAGGACGGCGGCGGCGGGGGGAGUUACUGCUCUUCACCAUCGCCAUCUUCACGGUUCCACCUCCCCUCCAGCGAAACAAAGACCGCCCCCCUGUAUAGCGCCGGGGGUUCCACGUCUUUGUUUGAAGGUCAGGUCUUGAGGGCUGAUUCUGAGCCAGUGCUACGGCGGGCCGCGGAAAUGGGGUCGGAGACGAAAGGAAAGGCAGGGGGGGGCGAGGGCAGGGAGACCGACGGCAUGCUAUCUUCGCCGGCUGGGGCCCUUCAGCUAGAUGAAGAGCAGCUCGGGCUACGAAUCAACGAGGGGGCUCUUGUCAUAACUCGUACCGGACUUUCCAAGAUGUCUACCGUGCUACAGCUGGAGGCCGUUUACGGAUAUGGACGAGAAUCUCUCAUUGGUCUACACACACUGGUUCUCAGCUACAACCAGCUCCAGGUGCUGGACAUUUCCGUCUUGACGACCAUGCCGGCGCUCCGGCACCUCGACGUCAGCCACAAUCUUCUCUGCCGGAUGGAGCCGAUGGACGGGCGAGACCUGCCUCCACGGCUGGAAACCCUCAACAUGAGCCACAACCGGAUAUCGCGGAUUGGCGGGAUCGCACAGUGUUUCCUGUUGCGCGCUUUGGACCUCCGACACAAUCGUAUCAAGCGCGUCCAAGGGCUCGAACACCUGUCCCUCUUGCUUCAGCUCGACCUGGGCCACAACUUCAUUUCCAAGGCGGCCUCCGCGCGCGCGCUCAGCUUCAACCGCUCUCUCAAGCUGCUCUGGCUCGAGGGCAACCCCCUCGCGAGACAUCCUCGGUAUCGGCCGACCCUGACGUGCCUGCUGCCGCACGUUCGCUCCAUCGACAGCCGGGCCAUGCCGCCCAGCUCCGACUCAGACCAACGACGGUGGGAAGCCGGUGGUGGUUCAGCGGACGAGGAGGAGGGAGGCGAUGGUUGCAGCAGCACAGUAGCGGCAGCCGGACAUGCGGCCGCGGCGAGGGGGCAUCAGCGCGGGAGAAGCGGUAACACCAGCGCUUCUAGAGAAUGGCAGGCAGAACAAGACACGAGACGAUCCAAGGAAUGGCAGCAGGUGAUGGAAUGGCGAAAGGGCCAAGCGCGGCGCGAGGAAGAGGCCAAGGGGCAAGCAUUGGAAGGCCGACAUGAUGUGCGACAGGCAAUCAAUGCUGCGCAGCAAAGGCGGCAGGCGGAAGAGCUUGCCCGCCCGCGCCCCCGCAAGUGCCCAAGCGAGGAGGCCAUCAGUAAGGCCAAGGAAGUAGCAUGCCGCCGGCCUGCCGUUGUUUUCGGGAUCAGCUACAGGGGCGAGAGAGAAAGGGGGACGCAUGCAAGCGAUGCUGCGUACGCGGCAUCAGCCGGCAUGGACACGGCGAACACACCACCGUCGCCGCCCCGGAGCAAAGGCCAUCAGCAGCACGGACGCCUGUUCGACGUUGCUGCGGACGGAUAUGAGCUGCGUGGCAAAGGUGUUGGAGGCGGUUGUGGCGGCGGUAUGGAUCGUCGGGAGGAAUACAUCCAGUCCCCCCACGGAGCGGCGAGAGAAAACGGAGCGGUUAGCGUUCGAGAUGUUCUUGGCCGCCAAGAAUGGACGACGACCGACCCUCCCCUCCAGGACAACGACGAGUCGUUGCAGCAGGCGUAUCAGAACAGUGGUAGUGAUGCACCACCGCCUUCAUAUUUGCUACCAUCAUCUCGCGGUCGAAGUUCCAAGAGGUCCUCGGUCGGCGCCGUAGAAGGACACGACAGUCCCACGCCAUCAGUGCCGGUAAUGAUGACUGUUGACAGCGACGGCGCAGCAACUGCCAGAACCACGGUGCGCGCAAAGAAGGCUCCGGAAGACAUUGAGGGGGCUUCAGCUGAAUCGUCCGGGGGGGCAGGACACGAGAGAAACGAGCUGGUGGACAGCUGGCUACUGGACGUCAAGCUUGAGACGGAGACGGCAGGGACUGCGUUGCAGGUUCUCCUCAGGAUGUGCAAAGAGCGUGGCGGCGACACCGACGGCGAGCGACGGCGACUGUCCAGCUUCCGUACCGCGCUGGAGGGGAUGGGGCUGUUCUCUCCGCAGCACGGGCCGACGCCGACAGAGUUUGUUGGAGACGAGGCCGGCGUUCUCGCGCACAAGGUCGCGGCAGCCGCAAGACAGGUGGCCAUGACGAAGGCGGCGGUGAAGAACCUGUUGCGGCUCAUGGAAAGCGUGGAGCCCGGCGAAGACGGCAAAGCGGAACUCGACCAAUACGCCAAGUUCAUCCGACUUCAGAGAGAAAUUAUGAUCGGUGUCGGUGGCCACCCCAACGCUGACACCAGCAGCCCGGAAACAAAGAGAGAGCCGACGACCUCUGCUGCCGUGGUUCAACAGGGCGAAAACGCCAAUUGCCAUAGAAGCCUCCCAGAACAAGGCGAACCAGAGGGAAGAGCCUCCGGCAACCCCGGGGGCGGCGUCGCUUUGCCUUCUUCCUCCAGCCUGUACGCCACCGCCACCACAGCUGCGCGCGAAGGCCCGACCUCUCAAGACCUAAACGACGUAUCUGGCUCUGAGGAGAGGGUGAUGACUACUGGAACGGAGGGAAUAGUUGUACCACCGUGUGGCGGUGCCGAGUCCGUCCAUGAAACUGAUGCCAACGACGUCAUCGUCCCGCUUGGGCUUGGUCCGGAAGCUUCGGCGCGUUGUACAGGCGGCGCCAUUGAUGCCGCUUCUAAGGACGUGCCUGGCACGUUCCAAUCGAUCACCUGUGAGCCUCUAAGACCUGCCGAGGAGGUCGUCACGGAAGAAGCUCUCGUAACCAUGGUAGUGGGAAUAACACAGGGGAAGGAUUCAUCCUCGCUGCUGCCAAGCAAUCAGGACAGUGUUGUCGUUGCCGGCAUAGUUGAUCAAAGCAGUAUUUCAGCCGGUGUAUCCGAAAUAGCCUCGGCGGUGGGUUUCGUUCAUCCGAAGUGCACCUCUGCGAACAAGGAGAAGAACGAAGGAAGAGAAGCUAGCCAAGAUCUGGGAGACUACGCAGGGGGAAAUCCAUUGAUCUCGACAAGCCCCGCGGUUGUCUCCGCUGAUGAGACAUCAACAUCAACACCACGAGUAACCAUUGAUGGAACACCAAGCGACUCCUCCCUGAAACCGAACGGCACCUCUGUGCUACGUACUGAUAACGGCGACGAUGCGGAUGCCACAGCCGAAGUUGCCGAGGUGGCCGAAGUACCAGGGAAGAGGAAGGAAGAGGGAGGCGAGGGGUUAUCGGCUACGCCAGUGACGUCAGCAACUUCGACCGCCAACCUUUCUGCCCGAGAACGGCUGUUGCGCCACGUAAGGGCCACGGCUUCGCCCCGUUCUGGAAGCGACGACGACUCCAGCUGUUGCAGCAGUGGCGGAGGUAGUGGAACCGACAACAAUGACAGCGAGAGCAAGACCGUACGUCGACUACCAACAACCGAGGGUCUACAACGCGAGCGAGAUAUCAUCUUGGCGCAGGAAGACGGCGGCGAGGAAGGGUGCGACGGCGAGGUAGCUGCUGGUGGGGAUGGGGGCGAAGAUAUCGAAAUUGUUGGUGUCGCCAAACAAGAAGAGGGUGUGGAGAAUUCGCGUACACGGGAAGAAGGUGGUAGCGUCGAUGGCAGGCCAAUGACGACGCGACCCGCAACACGAUGGGAAGGAGAAGGCGGGACAGAAGGAAACGACAAGAACGAACUGGGUGUUUCAAGCAAUGCCAGUCGACAGCCAGACGUGCCGUCGGCAAGCCCUGCUACUCAGUUGGCAAAUCCAUUGGCUACAGCCGAGGCGGGGAGCAUCGUGAUAUUCGACAAGGACGGCAGUGUAUCUUCUGGCACUCCUGCGGGCAUCUCUGGUGACGUGUAUCGUGUUGAAGUUGACGUCAGUGCGAUUGACACCCCGACAGCAGCUGGUGCGGGCUUCAGCCCUACCUCAGAACAUCAAACGAGCCACAUUGAAGCGGAGAGCGAUACCGGCACCGUACCAUCGACUGACGCUGUUGGGUCGGGCGUGGACUGCACUGCUGUGUCGUCAGCCGCAACACCAGCGGUGGUGUGUCCAAGCACGAUCGCGUCUGAUGCAAUAAUCGACGAGAAUGGUGGUGAACUACGUGGCUCGACAUUAGAUGAAUCUGGAGAGGUGGCACAAGGGACCACCAAACACGACAACGACAGCGAACAGAUCCUCAGCCACCCCGUGUCAGAUGUUUCAACACCAAUCCGGUCGGAUCUACAUGUAGCUGGGAACGAGAAAGAUGACAAGGCUAAAGGUUCUGUUGAAGUGGCAACGGCAGGAAAUGAAUCAACCCUCGGAAACUCGUCCGAAAAAGCUAAACCCGAUUCGGGUCGCAGUGACGAAGCCGCGACGACAACGUGCGGUGAGGCGGAGGAAAACGCUGAGGAAGAAGUGAACACAGGAGGAGAUGCCAACACAAAAACCAGUAAUGAACGUGAUGUAAAGCUCGACGGGGCCGAGAAUGAAACCGCCCCCGCAGAUCCCACCACGGAACUGGCUUGGAUUGAGGGCUACGAUCCAGGCCACGACUGCUACUAUUACCACCACGUACCCACCGGGGAAAGCCGCUGGUACAAGCCGGACGAACCCUACGAGUCUUAUGUGCAUUCCGACGAGGAGGACGGCGACGGCGGAACAUCAUACUCGCUGAGAGACGAAGGCGGCACGCCGAUUACGGCCACAACGGCGGCAGCACUCGAGGACGAUAAUCUACGACCAGAGAGAAAGGAGCGGAGAAAGGACGACGAGAACGUGGACAACCAACACCUUCGAGGGAAGCGUGGUGGGAUAGAGGAGGAAGAGGCAACAGAAGCAACAACUAGGAGGUCGUCGUUGUCUCGCAAGGUCAAAGAACCUUCGUCUGGGAAAAGACGGUCGUCCAAAUCUAGCACGGCGUCGGCAGGGUCGCAAGGGCGGAGGAGAGACGACGACGACGGUGGUGCACGAGACCAUUCAAGGUCGGGGCGUGCAUCCCGGCAGCAGCGCGGAAAAACCGCUCUCGAGAGGCUCAACGACUUUACCGACGACAACACCUGUGGCUCAGACGAUCCCCGAAGCGAUGGUUACGGCUGCGAACGCCGGAGAUCUAGCGGUUCAUCUAGGCGACAGGACGGCACGGGGUCUCGUCGACAUCGCGACGACGACGACGAUCGAUACCGGUCUCGCCGUAAACACAGCAGCGGGGACGGAGGUAGCAGGCAUAGAAAAUCAAGAGGGGAUUCGUCGUUGCGGACGGAAGGAUACCGUGACGACGGCAAGCGGGACCACGACCGAAGGCGGCCAUACUCUCAGAGGCGCUCGUCUGACAGUAGAUAUAUUCUGUCUUCCGAUGGGAGUAGAAACAGCGACGACGACGAAGGCGCUCUCAUGGGGAGAACAUCAAGCGCUAGAGAUCGCGGCGGGUCGAGGUCCCGUCGCUCCAGCGCCCGAUAG